AAUUAAAGAUGGCGUGCCAUUUUGUUUUUUAGUGGAUUUGUUUGUGGCAAGAUAUUUUCGUGUUUUUCGUGUGUUUAGCCACUUCCACAGAUGGAUGUGGUGGGUGAAAUGGUACCUGAGUACAACCUGGAGAAGCUCUGCAGGCUCUGUCUCAAGGAGGACGAUGACGUACGGUCGAUAUUUGGAGAUGAAAAUGGGAAAACAUUCAAUGAGAUAAUUAUGGAAUGCGCAAAGAUUGAGGUUCAUGAAGAUGACGGUAUGCCCAAUCAGGUUUGUGGUUUGUGUAAGGUACAAGUACAGAGUGCCUAUGCCUUCCGGAAACGCACAGAAGAGAAUGACUUGUCUCUGAGGGCGUACAUGAUUGAGAAGUUUCCUGACAAAUUCAAAGCCACCCUCUUGGACAUUAAGACGGAUCAGGACUUUCAAAAUGUCGAAUUUUCACUGUCUAUUGAGCCAGAUGUGCCCUUUGACGUGGACAUGGAUGCAGGUGUUCAAGAUGGUGAUGAAGUAGUUGAAUAUCUGCAGUGUGAGGAGGAAGACCUCAAGCCGGACAUUGAGGUGACACCUGAGAAGGAGCCACCCAAGGAGAAAAACAGAGAUCAAGUUGAGUGCCAUCUGUGUGAAGAGGAAGUGCAAGAUAUAAAAAUUCUAAAGGAGCACAUUGAAGGCAAUCAUGUUCGACACAAAAUGAAGCAAUGCCGGAUGUGCAGGGCAAAAUUCAGGCUGAAGGCUCAGAUGAAGAAGCAAGUGACUGAACAGGAGGGCGAUGAAGAGGACCAAGAAGAUGAGAAUGCAUGUUCUCAGUGUGAAAAGAAAUUCAAAAACGCUGAUGACUUGAAGACUCAUGUACUGACGCACAAGAAGCAAAAAAGACGAGGCCGGCCUUCUCUGAAGGAUCUCGAGAUCCGGAAUCAACUAUCCAACCUGAAAAAUCUCGAAGAUAAACAAAACAAAAUCUACGAGACGAUACAGGAAUAUUCAGUGGAAGGAAAGGUGGCUCUCUGUCGUAUCUGCGAUGUGACAUUCAAUAAAAUAUCCCUGCUGCGCAAUCAUCUGGACAAACACAAAUGUCUGGAUUCCUUUGAGGACAUCAAUCUCACGACAAAGUGCUAUUUAUUUGAUAAUACAAAAAUCAUGCCGGACAUGGAGACCAAUGAGAGUUUAGUAAAUUACGUGAUGAAUGAAAUUUGCACUGGCAAUUCCACAAGAUUCUAUCAGAUUACCAAUAGCAAUGGUCAUGAAUUCGAAUUAUCAGACUCAGAUACCGCAGAAUCGGACACUGAGGGCAUUAUAGACUUCAACCGGAAGCACUAUCAAUGUUCAGCUUGUCAGCAAGUUUUUGAUCGUCUCUACAAGAUUUUGGCGCACAUGAAACUCGAUCAUAUUGAGUCAGAUUUCACGGCAAAGUGCCUCCAAUGCUCCAAGGUCUUUCCCAAUGACGAUCUCCUGGCCAAGCAUUCGCGGCUGCAGUGCCUGAACAAGGAGAAGAUGUACUUCUGUCGCAUCUGCAAAAUCAAAUUCAUGUGGGAGACAAGUCACGAGAAGCAUCAUCAAAAUGUUCAUGCCAACAGGCAACUGGCCACAAAAGCACGCCGGGAGAGAGGAGUGAAGGAGAAACCCAGAGAGAAAUGCUUUUCCUGUUCGAUCUGCAGCAAAGCCUUCUACAGGCAGGAGCAUCUUGAUCGCCACGUGAAGAUCCACAUGCCGUCAGAGAAGAAAUUUGAGUGCACAGUUUGUCAGAAGAAAUUCAAUCGAAAGGACAAUCUUAGGUCUCAUAUGAGGGUCCACAAAGACAUCAAGGAAGAUACAGAUAAACACUUGUGCGUGUACUGUGGACGAAGUUUCUCCAAUUCGUCAAAUCUCAUCGUUCACAUGAGAAGACAUACAGGCGAAAAGCCCUAUCGAUGCGAUUUGUGUGAUAAGGGUUUCCCAAGGUCUUCGGAUCUUCAAUGUCAUCGCCGGACGCAUACGGGUGAAAAGCCUUGCCUGUGCACAAUUUGUGGAAAAGGAUUUUCGCGAUCUAACAAACUCGUUCGUCACAUGCGAAUUCACACUGGAGUUCGUCCGUACAAGUGUACAUACUGCGAUCGAGCAUUCACCCAAUCCAAUGAUCUGACCCUACACAUCAGGAGGCAUACGGGUGAUAAGCCCUAUGUUUGUGGUAUUUGUGGUGAUCGUUUUAUUCAGGGUACUGCUCUGGCAGCUCAUAGACGGAUGCAGGGACACUAUGAGGAGGUCAAUCAACCCACUCCCUUUUCCAGCAUCAGUGUCAAUAAUCCAAAUCGUUAUACAAAUGCUAAUCGUGUCAAUCGUAUUGGUAUUCCGCCAAAUCCUCAGCAACAGCAACCGCAACAGCAGCAACAGCAACAACCUACAACUCUUAUCAUCUCACCUGCAACUCAGGCCACAACUUUGGCUAAUAUCAAGACAGAGAAAGUGACCAGCAAUCCUAUUGUCAUUCCGGUCAGUAGCCUGACACAAAAUAUCCAAAAUCGAGCCAGUAGUCCCCUAAAUCCUGCUAUAGCAAGGAUACAGGUCAAUUCGGCAGGAUAUGGCACAAAUGGCCAGAUAUUUUCUAGUUUCGAAGUCACUUCGCUACUCUCAAUGCCUCACUAUCAGAUGCAGCAACAAACAUCGCAGCAGCAACCACAGGAUCAACAGGGAUACAACUGAGGGUUGCUUUAAUAAAGAAAAAGUGAAGAGGGCUUCGGUAACAGGUAUUUAUCACCUCAUAUUUUUUUUUAAUUAGGGAUAUUUCUUGAGUGUCACAAAAAAAAUGAAUCUCACAUUUUUGAGAUUUACUGCGCUAAGUAGGCUGAGUAUCAUGAAUGAGACACUCAAAAAAUCCAAAGGGCAGUUGAAGGAUUGCUUCAGAAAAACUUUCCAAGCAGCCUUGUUGUUAAGAGUAUAUUGUCAUUAAAUUUAAGAGACAGUUGUAGAUAUUAAGCCAAUCUUUUGAAAGCUCAAUAACUCAAGAAGAAAAGAUUGUGUUGGUGAAAACACAUUAACAUAGGAUUUUAUCAUAGUAAAAAUUCACUAAAUUUAAUUAUAAAUAGAAGUUGAAAUAUUUGGCGCCGUUCUCUUAUUUCUUUAAAACACAAAGAGGUUAAGCAUCAGGAAUUUCAGGUUAUGUCAAAUAUAACCUCAAAACACAUGAAUUAUAUUUGCAAAUUCCCUUACGGCGUUAUCACACUUGCACAUUUAAAUUUUAAUGUGCUUCACAUUAAUUGUCGCUUGUGAGCGUCCAAAUAUGUUAUUUGUGUCUUUGUGUCAUUUAAUAUUUGGAGUUUUUCUAUUUAUUGAUAAAGAAGUGGACUUGGCCUGCAAAAAUAAGUUUAAAUUUACCUAAAGCAUAAAUAUUUUUCACAUUAAAAAAUUAAAGAGAAAAUCGCAUUAAUUUUUCGCAUUAAUGCUAUAAAUCAAUUUAUAUCAAAUUUUGCGGGCCAAGUCUACCUUUUUAUCAAUAAAUAGAUCAAAUUUUGAAUAUAAAAUGAUUCAAACACACAAAUUACACAUUUUGACUCUCACCAGCGACAAUUAAUGUGAAUCAUAUUAAAAUUUUAAUGUGCAAGUGUGAUAACACAGUUAGAUUUUGCAUCCAAAUGCAUUUUUGAUUUAGGAAUUUAACAUGAAAGAGAAAGUUCUAAGUGAAAAAAAAUAUUCUUAUAGAUUUGACAAUAGGGUAAUUCUUUGACAGAAUAUUCAACACUAAGUUCAAAUUGCUCCUUGACUCUUCUAGAAUGUUACUGUUUAGUGAAAAUUCUUUCAAUAUAAUUUGAAAACUUCAUAAAUACAAGAAAAACACACAAGUGCAAAGUGCUUCUAUUGGAAACAAAUUAAUCGAAAUGGAGACAAGGGAAAUUUUCUAAUUGGAGACAAACUGUGUAAGUGAAACCGCGACGAAAGGCUUCCAAAACCUUGUUGAGUUGCUUUUAAGUGCAGGAUUUGUUCUCAUUCCUGGUCUUUUCUCCUUUCCCAUCUAAAACAAUAAGAAAAUUUCUCCAAAUUAAUCAUAUUUCCGGGCGUUUCCAUUUGGAGUAUAGAAAAAUUUUCAUUUGGAGCAAGUUUUGAAUUAGCUAAAUUUACCCUAUACCUAAUGGUUUAAAUAUAUUAAUUUCUCUGAUUUCUCAACAAAGAAUGCAGAAUCGAUGACUACAUUUAUCUUUAUGAUGUUUAAGCUAGUUGUAAAAUAAAAUUUAAACUCUGUGAUCUCAUAAUUUUCUCUAUAACCUGGAUUUUCAAACUUAAAUUAAUUUUCAAGAAACACAUUUCCAAAACGAAAGGAAUUAAGAAUAUCUCCGGUAUUCGCCAGGAAAAAAAAAGUUGUCAUCGUAAGAAGAAAACACUUUUUUGGUCUCGUUCAUCAUCGCGCACGUUCACAUUGUUGAGACAAGAGAAUUAGGUUCAAUAAGGUAACAUAUUUUUAUUGAAAAAAAGAAAAAAUUGUUUUAUUAUCAUCCGCCUUGGAGCUUCAGAUUUAUGUUCUUAUUAUUGGAAUUUCUUUUUUUACGUUAAAUUCUUUAUACAAAGUUACCAAAUACUGAUUUAUUCAGGUUUGAUGAAACUGAAAUAGUAGUCUUAAAUUAGGGGGAAGCUUCAAUUAUCAAAAAUAAAUCGAUUUUUAUUGCCUGAAUCGAUAGAUAAGCUGUUUAAGAAUGUAUUAUAAAAUAUCAGUAAACCAGAUUCGAUACAUUUUCGAAAAUACAGACACGAAAACGAAGGAGCACCGAGUGGAUUUGCAAGCACACAGGCGGACAUGCAAAACCUUGAAACGUGUUUUCUUCACUUCUUAUUUUUACGAUUUUAAAGAAAUGGCGGGGAGAGAUAAGAUUUUAACAAGAAUCAGUUCUCCAUUUCGAAUUAUCGAUGCAUCGAGGCCACAAUCGGAUUCAUUAUGCUUCUCCGCUUCUACUCUACCUUAUCCCCCGAUACUGGUAGCUGCUUCAUAUCACAGCUUCACUGUAUGCUCCCAGUUGCAGUGAUAAUAAAGAUCACAGCAGCCCAUCUCGAUGCGUGUGUUUGGAUCAGUGUAACAGUGAAUAUUUAAUCGACUGAAGUAUAUAGGGCUGUAGGGGAAAGUGCACAUGCUUUCUAUGAUCCAAAGAUAAUAGAUACCCCUGAAAACUAAGCACUUCCCCCUAGUUUUUAAAAUAUGUGUGCGAUGAAUCACAUUUAUUGAGAAACGUAUAAAAAAUUUAGUCAAGCUUGGGAUCGUACGAAACAUAGGCAUUUCCUAUACCAUUUACAUGUCUUCAAAGGAUUUUUUUUUUAAUUUUUUUUUAUUCGUCUAUUAUUUUUCUGCGGUUCACUUUUAUUGCUAAUUUGCACACUAUGUAUUUUGCUACUGCUGCUUAGCUUUGAAUCUGAACGAGACCUCAUAGUCAUAGACAUACUAGUCUAUCUACUGAUCCAUUUGACGUGAUCGACGUGAUCAUCCAAAAUGCGAUUACAAUUUUAUCGAAAAAACAACUUAUGAACCGAUUAAAAUGAAUUAAGGCCAGUUGAAUCUUGAAUCUUCUAGUUGAAUCAUGAUAAAAACUUUUAAAAGUAUUUUUUAGAGCAUGUAAGUUUAUGCCAAAAAAAACAAGAAUUUCCGAUUUGACGAUUUUGUUUUUUUUUAUUUCCUUUGUAAAAUUGUGAAUUCUACUCUUAGUCCACCACUUUAAUCUUUACUUUUUUUCUGAGGCCCGUUGCAUAUAACAAUUUUUACAAUUAAAAUAACUGUACCAAAAUUCGGCAUAGUUGCAUGCAAGCACUAAAGUCUUAAGUUUGAAAUGUAAUAUUUUUAAAGAAAAUUAAUUUUUUUAGUUACUUCUUUUUUAAGGAGUGUUGCUUGGAACUUUCUAGAAUCUUAAUAUAUUUUAAAAAUAAAUAAAAAUAUAAACAUAACAUUGGGUAAUAAUAUUUCGGCUACCUUGAUUCUCAUAGUUCCUUGCCCUUCCGGAAUUCUUACAAAGUCUCUUUCAAUUCAUCUUAUUCGUCGAACUAAAUUGACUAAAUUUCGAAAAAUAUUUAAAAUUCAUCAAUAAGAAUAAAUCCACUCAUUUUUAAAGGGUUAUGCGAAAAUGUGAGGUUAUGCCAGUCAACCUAAAAAUAUCAAUAGAAGCAUUAUUUGAAAUAAGAAAUAAAAAAUUCCACACAAUUGUAUAUUCAUAGAGCACCCACAGCUGGAGUUUUCCCUAGGGAAAAGACGAGACUUGUAAUCCCUGACAACUUUUUACUGUGAUAACUGUAAAUAGUUGCCUUUUAACCUCGAGAUACUUUCGAAGAAUCACACUAUCUGCGAAUACAGUAGUCUCUCUCUUAAUUGGGCAUUUGGGGCAAAAUAUCAUCGGUUUAUCGAUAGAUUUGGCCGUCAAAGCCUUUGUAAAUUCCACAAAAAGCCCUCAAUUAUAAAGAAUCACCAUAAAAUAGGAAGAACUACAGCGAAUUUGAGCGAAUUGGCUUCAUAAUCAAAUGUGAAAAUUGUCAACAAAAAUUUUUCGCCCGAUUGAAAAAGAGCCGAUUGAGUGAGAGUCUACUGUACCUCGUUUACAAAGUUUAAUUAAAAUUGUGUUUAAACAUUUUAUAAAAAUUGAAUACUUCACCAAUCACUUCUUAUUUAAUAUUAUAAAUUUUGCAUCGUCGGUGAUUGAUUUUUUUUCUACAACAAUUAAAGGUUAUGUUUUCUUCUAGUUGUUUUUUUCUUGAGGUUAUGCCAAACAUAACCUAAAAAUAAUUUCUUCGUUGGUUAUAAGAGAGGACAGCACUAUGUCAACAUAGAAAUCCUAUGUUAAUGUGUCACAGAACAACAGUAAAGAAAAAAAACUCCAAAUUGAAUGUAUCAUAGAAAUUGUGUAUAAUAUUGAAAUAAAAGAGCAUCACAAAUCUAUUUUAGAAAGAAAAGAAAA
This is a messenger RNA of Phlebotomus papatasi, 6890 nucleotides long. RefSeq names its product zinc finger protein 271-like. Bases 91 to 2673 code for a protein of 860 amino acids. The transcript is spliced from 6 exons. Gene Ontology annotation, molecular function: zinc ion binding. Gene Ontology annotation, cellular component: nucleus. Lineage: Eukaryota; Metazoa; Arthropoda; Insecta; Diptera; Psychodidae. The record is from RefSeq and is a predicted model, not a curated record.